AUGGAUUGUGAUGUAUUUAUAGCGCUAGCAGAUGAAAUACGGCCUUACCGUCAGCCUGGCAGAAGCCCAAGAGGACUUGAUGUGCUCUCAGUGGAAAAGCAACUCGCUUUGACUUUGUACUUUUUAAAAGACCAAGGUUCGCUUUCUAUGACAGCAAAUGCUUUUGGAAUCGCACGUUGUACAGUUUCUGUGAUUGUACGUAAAGUCUGUGAUGUCAUUGCCAGGGUUUUGGGACCAAAAUACAUAAAACUCCUGUCAACCGAGCAGCAAAUGAAAGAUAUUGUGAAAGGCAUGGAAGAUAAAUACGGAUUUCCACAAGCGUUUGGAUGUGUUGGUGGAACCCAUAUUGCAAUAAAUCAACCCACUGAAAAUCCUCACGACUACUUUAGCUAUAAACAAAAGUAUACAUUGAAUGUACAAGCAGUAUGUGACUGGAAAGGGUUGUUUAUUGACGUUGAAGUGAAAUGGCCAGGCAGUGUACAUGAUGGACGGAUUUUUGCAAAUUCCGGGUAAACAGACUGUUAAAAGAGGAAAAGAUACCUAUGCUGUUCAAGGAACUUCUUCCAGGGUAUGACAAGGUAUCUAUAACCUUGUUAGGGGAUCCGGCUUAUCCACUACUACCCUACUGUAUCAAAGAGUACCCCCAUGCACGCACAAAUAAAGAAGUUAUUUUUAACAAUAUGUUGAGAAGCGCAAGAAAUGCCAUCAAAUGUGCUUUUGGUAGGUGUAAGGCCAGAAGGCAAAUUUUGAACAAAAGAAUUGACAUGGGCCUGGUUUUCUCCCAUCCGUUGUUUAUGCCUGUUUUGUCCUGCACAACUUCUGUGAAAUGCAAAAUAUGA
Porites lobata is the source of this 839-nucleotide messenger RNA. The record is from the annotation of a GenBank genome assembly. Lineage: Eukaryota; Metazoa; Cnidaria; Anthozoa; Scleractinia; Poritidae.